CAAAGCUUAGAUAGAAUGUUCAGCACUGAUCCAAGUUCAGAUCAGUGUGAUCUUGGUUUAAACUUUAAAUUUCCUAACAUCUUUUUGCCUGUCAGUGAUGACUCUAGCAAUAAUGUCAAUUCAUUUGUUGCUGAUGAUGAGCAUUUAGUUGAUGUGUCUGAUAAUAUCAACCCUAAUUUCUACCAUUUUUUCUCUCAAGAAAAUAGCAUUAGUAGCAGCACUGAUGCUAGUAAUGGCACCAUCUCUAUUUCCUAUCCAAAUCGUGAGGGUUUCCCAUUUUAUCCUUCUAAUAUUGUUCCACCAAUAUCAAACGAUUUGUGCGAUCAAUCUGUUCAGUUUUGUAUGAUGAACAAGAUCAACAACUCGUCGCCAACGGGCCAAUGUUUUUCUGAAAGAAGUCUCUACUUGACACAAGAUGUAGCACCAGAGAAUGUUAGAAUGGAGAAUCCACUUGUUUCAAGUAGGGAAAUUUCUCUCAAACGGAAGCUUGAAAUGCCGGAGUUGCCCGAUGCAGUGGAUGAUGAACUCGCGAAUGAGAUAACAGAUAAGAUCCCCAAGAAAAGAAUUCGAGUUUCAAAAGACAAUAAAAAUAAGAAUGCGCAAUCGAAAAAGAACCAGAAGAUGAAUGACACAGAAGAGAGAAACAAUAAAAACAAUGGAGAAAUGAAUGGACAAAGCUCAAGCUCUUGCAGCUCCCAUGAUGAUUUGAAUAGAGCAAGUAACUCAGAUUGUAAAACAAGAGCGAGUAGAGGAACCUCAACCGAUCCCCAAAGCCUUUACGCGAGGAAAAGAAGAGAAAGGAUAAAUGAGAGACUGAGAAUCCUUCAGAACCUUGUACCAAAUGGUACAAAGGUUGACAUUAGCACAAUGCUUGAAGAAGCUGUCGAAUAUGUGAAGUUCUUGAAGCUCCAAAUUCAGUUGUUGAGCUCCGAUGAUAUGUGGAUGUAUGCUCCUAUAGCUUACAAUGGAAUGGACAUGGGUCUCUACCAAAAUAUUACACCAAGUCUACCAAAUUGAUAAUUCUUGGGAUUUUAGAUUAUUUAAGUUUGUGUAUAAGAAUGAAUGAACUUUAAUAUUGGAUUUAAGCAAAUAUUCAUAUUUAAUUAUCA
Helianthus annuus (common sunflower) is the source of this 1109-nucleotide messenger RNA. Its product is annotated as transcription factor RSL3. Gene Ontology annotation, molecular function: protein dimerization activity; DNA-binding transcription factor activity, RNA polymerase II-specific; RNA polymerase II cis-regulatory region sequence-specific DNA binding. Gene Ontology annotation, biological process: regulation of transcription by RNA polymerase II. The coding region runs from base 16 to 1017 and encodes 333 amino acids. The record is from RefSeq and is a predicted model, not a curated record. Gene Ontology annotation, cellular component: nucleus. The transcript has 4 exons. Lineage: Eukaryota; Viridiplantae; Streptophyta; Magnoliopsida; Asterales; Asteraceae.